Molecule: messenger RNA, 2675 nt
Organism: Anthonomus grandis grandis
Lineage: Eukaryota; Metazoa; Arthropoda; Insecta; Coleoptera; Curculionidae
Product: E3 ubiquitin-protein ligase RNF220-like
Exons: 9
Coding region: 104-1837 (577 amino acids)
Biological process (GO): protein ubiquitination
Molecular function (GO): ubiquitin protein ligase activity; metal ion binding
Source: RefSeq, a predicted model, not a curated record
GUCGCGUGGAAUGUCGACGGGCGUCGCUUGAAUAUUAUCGCUUUACGUGGUUUUUACGCGCGAUUUACCGACUUUUUAUUGUAAAUUAAGCGGUUUUACAGCUAUGGAAAAUUCCGCGUACGUACCCAAUUCGGGACACCUUAAUUCGCCCGCUUUGGUUGUUUUUUCGCAAGCCGCCGGCGGGUUGCAAGAUGCUCUACGGAUUCAAAGACCGUUUAAUCCACAGUUCGUUAUGUCAGAAGCCCAAAAAGAAUUUAACCGCCCCUUCUCAGCUUCAUCGUUCGGUUUACGACAUAUGGAAGCCUACAGCGGCAUCCCAGCUCACAUCCUUAACCACCUUCAACCCCAAUUCCUCCAUCCCGGAUUAUCGUUAGGCUCGGGAGCCUUUAGGCCCUUGGCCGACCUUAAAUCCUUCCCAUCCCCGUCGGCUUUUGCACCUCCGAAAUGCCUAAAAAUCGAAACUCCUAGUGACGGGAUGCAUCCAGGUCAUAAUCAUGGGAUAUUUUCUCCUUCGGAAGAUAGGAUUUUAGGACCGAGUCCUAGGGGCACGGACUCUUGUUCUCCGGCGAGCACUUCUUUGUCUCCUCAACCUCAAAAUGCUUCGGUUAAGGAGGAAAGUUUGGAUACGCAGAUGUCGGAGGAUGGGGAGCAUCAUUCGCGUACUACCGAUACUGAUUCACCGGGGAUUCAUGACGAUAAUAGAGGAUUUAGAAUAGGUCCUUUAUUCGGUGCUACAUUUGGAACGAACGGAGCCUACAGUUUCUCAGUUCCUGGAUUGCCUGGAUCGGCGGCACAUGCGCUCGCGAAAUCCGGUUUCCUAUUUGACCACGAUCUAGUACUAAAUAAGAAAAAACGGGAUCCGUCAAGCUGUCCAGUAUGCGGCAUCACAAUAUCAGCCGGGGAUCUCGAGAAUCAUUUCAUGCAGGAACUGGAAAGGCUCUACAAACUCACUGGCACUGGAAUUGCAGCAAGCAGGAAAAGAAUUACAAGAGAUCCAGGCAGACCACCAGCAUUGCCAGGUGACAGUGGACCAGAAGGCAGGUGGGAGACUUUUCAACGAAUCAAAACCAACAGACAGGGUAGACUAAGACUAAAAAUUAGGAAACGUAAGGCGGAUGAUGGCUGUGGAAUUUGUACAGGAAGGCCUCAUAGAACUCAAGAGGAAUUGACCAUGCACGUGGAACAAUGCUCUAGAAAGAUGAAUGAGGAAGAUGAAACCGUAGACGUAGAAGGCGACUCAGAACUCGAAGAAUGGCAAGAAAGUCAACGAAGACGAACAUCCUCCCUUGUAAGUGGUAGAAAUAACAAUACAACCACUAUCGACAACGAAGGGGAUGAUGUUAUUGUUGACGGGGAUGAACCGGAAGAAAGCAGCUUCGGACCAUCUCAGUACACCGAGUCAGAUGUCGUGAUGAAAGAAAAAGAUGGGGUUCAGUCUCAAGUGGCCACGGUGAAUUCAAGUGGUGAUGUCGAGGUGAAAGUGGAGUCCCAAGGGGCGCAGAACGGACAGCAAUGCGAUAGUAAUGUGAGCACUUCGGAUGCCGAGCCGAGUAGUAGGAUCCAGUUGAUUGAGGAGCUGAGGAAUCGAAUUAGGCAACUUGAGGCUGAAGGGGCCGCUAAUGGGGAGCAGACUUCUUCUAGUGAGGUGAUCACUCCUCAACCUGAUGAGUAUAAAUGUCUUAUUUGUUUGGAACAUUAUAAAAAACCAGUCAUAUCAACGGUAUGUUGGCACGUUCAUUGUGAGGAAUGCUGGCUGCACACCUUGGGGAGCAAGAAGGUGUGCCCCCAAUGCAGCAUGAUAACAUCCCCAACUGAUCUCCGACGAAUUUUUAUGUAAAUUGGUUUUUUUACCAAAACCUUGAUAUUAAACUACUCUAUACUAAUUCUAGAUGGUAAAGGUCUGCACAAUUACUUAAAACAUGGUUAUAAAUAGCACAUUAAUAAAUGUUACACCUUUAUAUGUUAUCAUAACAUAUGAAGGCUGACAUUUAAAAUUUACUCAUUUUCCGUACUUAAAUAUAAUAUACUACUAUUAAAUGUGAUCUUCGUCAUAUUAAAAUGAAAAUUAUCCUAGGCAAGUUAUAUUGUAAGUACACACUAUAUAGUACAUAAUAUAAAAUAUAUUUAUUGUUGAUUUUAUUAUAGACUAGCUAGAAAAGGUACUUCAUCAGUAUUUAUAUUUAUACUGAUGAAACAGAAGUGAAAUCUUAGGAUUUUAAAUUUUUGAAAUAAAAGUACUUACUUUCCUAGUUGUGUUGCCCACAUUAGUUUUAUUGUUGUUAUACUUUAGAUUUUGUGUUUAUAAGCAGUAUAGGAAACCGUUAUUCAAUACGGGGGUCUCGUUUGAUUGGUAACUGAAACUGGAUUAAUUUACUUAAAAAAUACCAUAUCUCCAAAUACCUCUUAAAACAGCCAAUAGUUGGCUGAAACAAGGAGGUGGUUUUUUAAAGAUGGGUUGGCUCUAAAUUGAGUAGAAAUUCUUUGAGGAUUAUGAUGAUUUAUUAGGGUGUUAUUUUUAAUGACUUAUUAGUGAAAAACGUGUGAAAUUAAUUUUUUUUUAAUUAGAUUUUCCUCGAUUUUCUUCCACUGUAUGGUAAAACUAGCAAUGGUUUGUUUUUGGGAAGAAAUUAUAAAAUACAUUUAAUUUUGAUCUUAAAAAAAGGUGUCCAAUUCAA